Messenger RNA from Diabrotica virgifera virgifera (western corn rootworm), 1503 nucleotides. RefSeq lists its product as uncharacterized. The transcript has 5 exons. Gene Ontology annotation, molecular function: phosphatase activity. NCBI's taxonomy places the organism in Eukaryota, Metazoa, Arthropoda, Insecta, Coleoptera, Chrysomelidae. The record is from RefSeq and is a predicted model, not a curated record. Gene Ontology annotation, cellular component: cytoplasm. The coding region runs from base 506 to 1432 and encodes 308 amino acids.
CCAUAGGCCGAUCAGACACCAGCUUAUUCCAGACCAAGUCGUAGAUUCUUUUUAGAAUUUUAGACUACGACGUCAGCCUUUUUAUUUUUCUAUUCACCGGGCUGGGGCACGAAUCUCGAUCGCCUCGACCGCAUAUCCACUAUAGAUUUGUCAAUCGUGCGCCUCAGUCCGCUUGGCUAAUCUGAUCGACGUCUUAAUUAGGAAUUUACGAAUAAUUUGCUUAAUGGUAUUAAAAAUACAAAUAAAUAUAUCAAUAUCGACAAUUGUGACGUAGUGAUAGGAAAUAUAUAUACUUAAUAAAUUGUCGAUAACGUAAUAUUCAAACAAUACUUUGGAUGAAAAGGUUAUCUGUCUUAUCGCUCUUAAUUACAUAAAAGUAUAGUGCAAAGAUAAACAGAAAAACGCAGUUGUGAGCAAUUUUAAAGUAAAGUGACUAAACCUACAGACGUGAAGGUUUUGUCAGUUUAAAACCGGUUAAUAUUUUAAUUGCCAGAAAAUUAUCAAAAUGUGUGUCCUAAAGAACCUUACAGAAGCUUCUAAAGAGGAACAAGUAAAUUAUAUUAAUUCUUUUGAUGAAGUACUGCUGGAUGUCGAUGGAGUAAUAUGGCUCAAUUUCAAUCCAGUCCAAGGCGCAGUGGAUUGCGUAAGUAAUCUUAAGAAACUAGGAAAGAAAAUUAGGUAUGUCACGAACAAUACACUAAGUUUAACACAGACUAUUGCAAAAAAUCUAACUGAUAGGCACUUCGUUACAAAUGCGGAAGAUGUUGUUACACCCAAGGAAACUACUAUUGCCUAUCUAGACCAGUUGAAUAUUAAAGACAAACAUAUAUACAUAAUAGGUUCAAUAAUUAUGAAAGAGACCCUUCGAAACGCUGGAUAUAAACUUAUUCCUGAUCCACCUGUCGAAAUUAAAGAGGGACUAGCAAACACUUUAUCCUACUACGAUGAUGCAAACGUUGGAGCAGUAAUAAUAGAUUUUGACUUCAAUUUUAAUUUUAUAAAAGUACAAAAGGCUUUUUGGUAUUUAAAUCGACCAAAUACCGCCUUUAUUAUGACAUUAGGUGACCGCUUAAUUCCAGUGGGACCCAAGGGACCUAUUAUUAGUCAAUAUUUCGCUGCACACGCGCUAAAAGAGGUCACUAAUAAAGAACCUAUUCUAAUGGGAAAACCAUCUGAUAUGUGUGUAAACUUUAUCAAAGAGAGCUUUAAUAUUAAGGACUGCAGUAGGACAUUAUUUGUUGGAGACUCUAUUGCAUCAGAUAUGGCAAUGGGAGCUAAAGCUGGCUUCCAAAAACUUCUAGUGUUAAGCGGUAUUUCAUCAAUAGAAGACAUCAGAGAUUGGAAACAUCCCGAAGAAUAUAAACCUGAGUACUAUAUUAGUAGUCUUAAUGAUCUCAAUAAUAUUAUUAAAGAACAUUUUUCGCUUACAUAAUUUUAACGUAAUUUAUUAUGUAUUCUGUGAUAAUUUAUGUCUAAAAUAAAUGAAAUUAUUACGUUAGAGAA